UUUCAAUGCAGAGGUCGGGUGACGCCCCUCCUCCUCUGCCUCCAACAGCAUCAGCAUCUCCAAACCGAACAGGGCGACCCACCGCUGGAGGAGGAUGCUCUCCGGUCCGUUGAUGCUCAGCAGCCCGACGAGACGCACCGAAGAGGCGGCCGGACGACAUGGUCAAAGUGAUGAAGACCCCGAUUUUGCGUUUUGAGGGCGCCGCGCGGAUGCAGGGCUGAUCCAGGGAAAAGCCGAGCAAACAAAAGGCAUCGAGCCCCCCUCCUCCGACGCACCUGGCUGCCCUGUCGCCACCUGACAUGACAGCGCAGAGCCGGGAGCAGAGCAGCAGGAUCAAGGGGCACCGACGUGCAGCCGGACGCGCGGACUCGACUCGGAGCGGAGGAGCCUGCGGACGCUCGGCGGAGGAGAAGCAGCAGCAGCAGCAGCCCAGGGGAGGCCGGAUUGCAGUUUCUGGGGACGAGCGCCAAGGGCAGUGCGGCAGUCAGCAGGCAGACCGGGGGGAGGAGGCUGCGGAGAUCUGUGAUACUUCCCCCCAAGUCAACACUGCGAGCUCACCUCCACAUCCUCCUCAGCAUAUGAUGGUGGAUGCUCUGAUGUUUGAUCAAUGGUGACUGUGUUCCUCCAUCAGCAUUUUUCUCUCCUGCUUUUCCCCCCCUCUUCCCAUCACUGAUGAAUUGAAAGAUUAAGAUCUGCUCUUCAGGCAAGGGUGGAACCCUGAGGGGGACUGAUGUGCAUACUGGCCAGGUAUCAUCUGCUCCCUUCUUCUCUGGUUUUGCUCAUUCUGCUUGCUGCCUGCACUAUGGGCUGUAUUCAGAGCAUUGCAUGCAAGCCCCGCAUCAGACGGGAGAACAUUGUGGUGUACGAGGUGUCCGCCUCUAUCGACCAGUGUCCCACCAUCAUCGAGGAGAAUUCACCGAUUGUGCUGCGUUACAAGACGCCUUACUUCAGGGCCUCAGCAGGAGUUGUGAUGCCACCAGUGCCCCGCAACGAGACCUGGGUGGUGGGAUGGAUCCAAGCUUGUACCCAGAUGGAGUUCUACAACACCUAUGGAGAUAUUGGCAUGUCCAGCUGGGAGCUGCCAGAGCUCAGAGAGGGUCGGGUCAAGGCCAUCAGCGACUCGGACGGCGUCAGCUACCCCUGGUACGGCAACACCACGGAGACGGUGACUCUGACCGGACCCACGUCCAAACCGUCCCGUCUGACGGUCAGCAUGAACGACAACUUCUACCCCAGCGUGACCUGGGCGGUUCCCAUCAGCAACAGCAACACACCCAUGCUGACCCACAUCACCAGGGACCAGAGUUUCAUCACCUGGCUGGUGGCCAUGAACUCUGUCACCAAGGAACGCAUCGUGUUGCAGACGGUGCGGUGGAGGAUGCGGGUGGACAUCGCCGUGGAUCCGGACAUGCCUCUGGGCUCUCGGGCCUCGUUGGUGGGUCGUCCCUACCAGGAGCAGCCACACAUCCUCAACUACCAGGAGCCCAUCCCUCCCAACGCCCUGGGGAGGCCCAAUGCCAACGACGCCCAAGUGCUCAUGUGGAGGCCGAGGAGAGGGGCGCCGCUUGUGGUCAUACCGCCAAAAUAAAAGGGUCUGGUAACUUCAAAGACAUAAAUAUAGCUGCUCUGGAUUUAUCCGGACAGGACCUUGUGGCUCCUGAAAGAGUCAAGUGGACUGUUAAGAGAAGCCAGAGUGGAUUUUACAUCUUGGAUCUCUGUUUGUCUACAACAAACAAGGACCUGGAACUGCAUCAAGGCUUGUUUGACAAGUUUUUGGACCUCCACAAAGAGUUCUGCUUGCCUUUUUAGCGAAGAAGGAACACUGUUUUUAGUCGUACCGCAGAGGAAUUAGACCACAACAAGAACUGCAUCCUGCAUCCUUAUGUAGACCUUAUUGCAUGAGAGUGAGAGGGAAAAACUGUCCACGAAAGAAGUUUAAGAACAGCAUUUGUUUUGUAUAACUUGAUACCUGAAGACAUUUUGAUUGAAAAGUCAGCCAAAAAACAACAUAACCAUGAGUUCAACCUCAUCAGUGCCAACAAAGGCCUUCAGCACACUCGAUACCAGAAGUAAAGGAUGUAUUCAGAUCAUUUAAAAAGAGAUAAAGUAUUAUAUGAAUCUUUUUAGGUUAAGAUUAAUCAGAUUGUAUUAAGAGCACCCACUUGCCAUAAAAGUCUGGAAGAUAAAAAAACA
Molecule: messenger RNA, 2193 nt
Organism: Acanthochromis polyacanthus (spiny chromis)
Lineage: Eukaryota; Metazoa; Chordata; Actinopteri; Pomacentridae
Gene: fam78ba
Product: family with sequence similarity 78 member Ba
Exons: 4
Coding region: 731-1588 (285 amino acids)
Source: RefSeq, a predicted model, not a curated record